UGAUGGUUUCAGUAAAGAAUUGACUAUUGGAUAGCGUGCCUCGAGAUACGGCAGGCAAGAGAAGAACGAACGAGAGAGGGAAAGGGGAAAAAGGAAAAAGAAGAGAAAAUAAGAAUGCCGAUCGUUUUCGUUUUUUUCUGUUAACUUCAAGUGUCGUCAAGAUUUUGUGAGAUUGUGCGACAACAAUAAUGGAUAAGGACACGAGCGACAUGAAGAAAAAUCCCAGGGAAACCGCAAAUAUCUUCAGUGUUCUAUUCUUCUGGUGGAUGCGAGAAUUAUUUAUGACAGGCUCCAAACGUGAUUUGGAGGAAUCUGAUAUUUAUCGACCAAUUAAAGCAGACGUAUCCGAAAAACUAACCGAUCAUCUCGAGAAAUACUGGAAUCGCGAGCUCAAUAAACUGAAGAAUCUGGAAUACACCGUGGGCAAAGACGGGCAGAAGGUGCCGCUAAAGAAAGACGCUCGUCCGAGAUUAUACAAAGCAAUCUGCAAAGCCUUUUGGUUACCAUAUAUCAUAAUUGGAAUCUGCACAUUUAUACAAUGCGGCGUAAUACGCGUGAUAGUGCCGAUCCUUCAAGGUUGGAUUAUCGACUACUUCGCCAGAGAUUCCACCUCAAAAUAUAAGAUAAAGAUGAACGAGGUGAUGAUCUACGUCGCCCUUAUGGUCCUUUGCAGUGUCAUCUCCGUUAUGUUGAUGCACCAUACGAUAAUGCUGUCGCUGCAGAUCGGCAUGAGGAUACGCGUCUCCUGCAGCUCCCUCCUCUAUCGGAAGUUAUUACGAUUGAACAGAGCAUCCAUGAACCAAACAGGUACAGGACAAAUCAUGAAUCUUCUCAGCAAUGACGUCACUCGCUUCGAUCAAUUAACUUCAUUCCUGAAUUACAUAUGGAUCAUGCCUAUUCAGGUAAUUUUUUUAUCUCGGAGAAUUUUAAACAGAUUUUCGAAGGACAUGGGCACGAUGGACGAGUUGUUGCCUAAAUCGAUGUUAGAGGCACUCCAAGUGUGUUGCGUGGUGCUGGGUAUAAUGGUCAUGGAAGCGAUAAUUAAUCAAUGGAUGCUGAUACUGAUAGUGAUAUUAGCUGUUAUAUUUUUCUUCGCGACGAAGUUCUAUUUGAAGACUGCUCAGGAUGUCAAACGUCUCGAAGGCGUAACAAAAAGCCCAUUAUUCUCGCACGUGAAUGCCACGCUGAAUGGCCUUCCGACGAUCAGAAGCAGCGGUGCCGGAAUUGAGAAGAUGAUGCGAAAACAGUUCGACGUUUUGCAAGAUCGUCAUACCGGCACAUGGUACCUCUUCUUAACAUGCUCAUCAACCUUUGGUGUCUUUUCGGAUCUAAUCAUGUGUUUGUUCCUCGCUUGCCUUUGUUACUCUCUAAUAGCGAUGAAUGAGAAUGGCGACGUGGUCGACAGCAAGGCAGGUCUGGCGAUAUCGCAAUCGUUGAUCCUGAUCGGUUGCCUGCAAUACGGCAUAAAACAGUCCACUGAGACGAUGUCGUUGAUGACCUCCGUGGAAAGGAUUCUCCAGUAUACGAAUCUUCCAAAGGAAGAACUUAUUACCUCGAACAAUCCACCGCCGCCCACGUGGCCGUCCCAAGGAGAAUUGAUAUUAAAGAAUGUCAACAUGAGGUAUCACAAAGAUGAUCAACCGGUUUUGAAGAAUCUGAACGUUUCCAUCGAGCCUGGCUGGAAAGUUGGCGUGGUGGGACGAACUGGCGCCGGUAAGUCUUCCUUGAUUUCGGCGCUCUUUCGCCUGUUCAACGAAGGUUUGGAGGGCGAGAUCAAGCUCGACGGUCGGGACACAAGCACGGUGGGCCUGAGCGAGUUGCGCUGCAAGAUCUCCAUUAUACCGCAGGAACCGGUACUGUUUUCCGAGAGUUUGCGUUACAAUCUAGAUCCGUUCAGUCAGUAUGACGACAUGAAGCUGUGGGAGGUGCUGCGGCAGGUUGAACUGAAUGACGUCGCGCUGGAUCACAAUAUUUUGUACGGUGGUCACAACUUCAGCGUUGGCCAGAGGCAACUGAUAUGCCUGGCCAGGGCCAUUCUGAGGAAUAAUCGUUUGCUCGUUCUCGAUGAGGCCACGGCCAACAUUGAUUCGCACACCGAUGCUUUAAUUCAGGAUACAAUAAGAACCAAUUUUAAAGAAUGCACCGUCAUCACGAUAGCACAUCGUUUGAAUACCAUUAUAGACAGUGAUCGUAUCAUCGUGAUGGAGAACGGAUCCAUCGUGGAAUUCGGUUGUCCGUACGAAUUGUUACACGACAAACCAAACGGCUACUUUUCACAAAUGGUGGAAAAAACGGGCAAUCAGAUGGCGCGAAGUCUUUUGGAACAGGCGAAGAAGGCUUGCGAGAAGAAUAAUGAUCAUCGCGAAUUGAACUUGUCGACGCAAAAUACCGAGAACGAGAGCGACGCAGUGGUCACAGAACAGUCCGCUUUAUAGAUUCUUUUACCAAAAAGAUCUAUACAAAAAAUAUAUAUA
Molecule: messenger RNA, 2474 nt
Organism: Wasmannia auropunctata (little fire ant)
Lineage: Eukaryota; Metazoa; Arthropoda; Insecta; Hymenoptera; Formicidae
Product: probable multidrug resistance-associated protein lethal(2)03659
Exons: 11
Coding region: 189-2435 (748 amino acids)
Biological process (GO): transmembrane transport
Cellular component (GO): membrane
Molecular function (GO): ATP hydrolysis activity; ATP binding; ABC-type transporter activity
Source: RefSeq, a predicted model, not a curated record